GACAGUGGCAGGCAAGGCAGGAAGGAAGGGAGGAAGGAAAGGGAAGGCUGUGUGUCUGCGGAGGAGCCAGGCGUUCUUCUUCCUAUAAACUCCCCCUUGUGCGCUUCUGGUCUGUUUGUUGCUCUCUUCACUAUGUGCGUUACGCCCCAUGGUCUCCGCACCUCUUGUUGUUCUCCAUGCUGGAUCGCUCCCUCCCUCCCCCCUUCUCUGUAAACCCUACCACGAUGCGGCUGACUCACUGUAGGAAUCGUUAGAAUCGCUCAGACGCUGAGGUUUAUUUCCCACUCGCCACGCGAACCGGUGCGGUUGCGAGAGAAUUGUGUUGCUGAGUGCUCAUCGGGAGGUAGUGCAUCGACGUUCCCAUUGGAUUGCGGGAGUGGAUGUGAGAGUGGUUGGAUGGAAUGACAGGACAAGUGGUGCUUGGCGCUGCGGUUGGAGAGGAUUGGCAGUUUUAGCUCUGCUUUUUCUAGUUCUCUGUGGUUGCAACCUGGUUGGAGCGUUGCCUGGACUGCCUGAAAGACACUGUGAUUUGAAAGCACCGGGUCAUUUGCGAAUGGUGGAGGUUUGAUUCAAGGCGGUUCAUUGAUCUUGGUGUAUUAGCCGUAGGAGAUGGGUUAUUCGGCGUUAGGGUGUGAGGUUGUUCGUUUUUAAAGUUUUCUAUUGUUGUAAAAGAGGGUUGAGCGUAGCCUUGGAAACAUGAAGAAACGAGAGAGAGGGGACGAUGAAAAUGGUCUUCCGCAAGGGAAACGAACCGCGGGACCUCAGGUAGGCGAGGCUUCUGAAGCCGUCACAAACAAUAAUCUGGCGGCUAAUGGACAGCGACUCACAACUGAUGAUGCGCUUGCGUACUUGAAAGCCGUGAAGGAGAAAUUCAAGGAUGACAAGGCUAAGUAUGACGAGUUUUUGGAGGUAAUGAAAGACUUCAAAGUGCAAAAGGUAGAUACUGCAGGCGUGAUCAGCCGCGUGAAGCAGCUGUUCAAGGGGCAUCCGCAACUAAUUCUCGGUUUCAACACUUUUCUUCCCAAAGGAUAUGAGAUCACGCUGCCGGAGGAGGAGAAACCUGCGGUGGAGUUUGAUCAGGCGAUCAAUUAUGUGAACAAGAUUAAAGCUCGGUUUGCAGCGAAUGAGAGUGUUUAUAAGCAGUUUUUGGAAAUUCUAAACUAUUACCGGAAAGGUAACAAGUCCAUUAAUGAGGUGUAUCAAGAGGUGGCUAGACUUUUCGCCAACCAUCCUGAUCUGCUGGAAGAGUUUACAUACUUCCUGCCUGGGACGAGUGGUCCGUCGAUGGCAAACGGUCAUUCCAAUGUUAAACCCAUGCAGCAUAAUGCCCGCCAACGAGAUGAGAAAGGGUUUGCAUCAAGCGCAAAACCAUCGAAUGACAGGCUCGUAAUCUUGAAGAAGGAAAAGUCUUCCAGUGUGCCUGGCGAGCGAAGUCGAGAACGCGAACCUGAACGUCGUCCUGAAAGACCUCGGAAAGUAGGGGACAAAGCAGAACGGAAGGAAACAUGGGACCGGAAGGAUAGGGUCGAUAGGGAGGAAGGAAGUCGGGACAAGGAGAAGGAAUUCGUGGAACAGAAGCCCGCGAAGAGAGCGUCUGCUCGUACAGCAAGUGAUGCCAUCAGGAGGCAGUCUCAGGCCGGCGAGGUAGGUGAGGGCUUUUCUGGGCCUGUCCCCCAAGCUUCGACGGAUGACAAGAAAUCGGUCAAGGGCGUGAUCGGCGUGCAGUACCCAUUUUUCGACAAGGUGAAGGCCCGAUUGCGUAGUCGGGACACAUACCAGGAAUUUCUAAAAUGCCUGAACAUCUUCAGUCAGGAAAUCAUCAGCCGCGACGAGCUGCAGAGCCUGGUGGGCGACAUUCUGGGGAAGCAUGCGGAUCUGAUGGAGGGAUUCACUGAGUUCCUGACGCAUUGCGAGAAUGUAGAGGGUUACCUGGCAGGAGUGUUCAGCGGGCGCAAGCUGGGAGAAAUUGCGGAGGGGGCACCUGUGAAGGACGUGAAGACGGAGAGGGAUGGCGAUCGGGAGAGGAACCGGGAGAAGGAGAAGGAGCGGGAGAGGCAGCGGGACACCAAGGAGAGGGAUCGAGAUGUGAAGCCAUCGCAGGCAGCGAAGGAGGGGGGUCACAAGGUGGUGUCAAACAAGGAUAAAUACAUCAACAAGCCGAUCUCGGAGCUGGACCUGUCGAACUGCGAUCGGUGCACUCCGAGCUACCGGCUGCUGCCGAAGCAUUAUCCUCGGCCGGUGUCGAACCAUCGCACGGCACUGGGGAACUCGGUGCUGAACGAUAGCUGGGUGUCGGUGACGUCGGGGAGCGAGGACUACUCGUUCAAACACAUGCGGAAGAACCAGUAUGAGGAGAGCUUGUUCCGGUGCGAGGACGAUCGGUUCGAAUUGGACAUGCUGUUGGAGGGGACCGCAGUAACGGCGAAGCUGGUGGGAGACUACAUUACGAAGCAAGAGGAGCAAAACGGGAAAGCGGAGGCAUUGCCUCCGGUGGACGAGUUUUUGUCAGCGAUUAAUUUGAGGUGCAUCGAGCGGAUAUACGGGGACCAUGGGCUGGACAUGCUGGAAGCUGUUCGGAAGAACACGAGCCGAGCGAUGCCCGUGAUACACUCGCGUCUGGUGCAGAAGGAGGAGGAGUGGACUCGAUGCCGGGAAGAGAUGAACAAGGUGUGGUCGGAGGUGUACGCGAAGAACUGCUACAAGGCCCUGGAUCACCGAAGCUUCUACUUCAGGUCACAGGACAAGAAGGCCCUGAGCACGAAGGGGCUGCUGGCAGAGAUAAAGGAGGUGAGCGAGAAGAGGAGGAGGGAAGACGACACGAUGCUGGCAAUGAUAGCCGGCAAUCGGAAACCUUUGCUGCCGGAUCUGCGUUACGAGUUCAGCGACCCGUCGAUCCACGACGACAUGUACCAAAUCAUUAAGUACUCGUCGGAGGAGAUUAGUAGCUUGCCGGACCACACUGAGAAGACGAUGCGGAUGUGGAAGAUGUUCGUGGAGCCAGUACUGGGCGUAUCGUCGCGUUCGCAGCGGGUGGAGGACGUGGAGGAGGGGGUGAAGGAGAAGGCCUUGGAGAGCGAAGGCGGGGACGGGAUUGGUGGAGAGAGUGCUGGCAGCGAAGGGAAUGGGAGGAGCAGCCCCGAGGAUGGAGGCAUGAGUUCGGAGAGGGAAGGCACCACGAGCAGAGGUGCGGAGGUGGUGGGCGUGGAGGGGUCCGAGGGUCGGGUGAUGGCAGGCACAACGAACGGAGCAGCGAGUGGUGGGGAGCGAAAUGUGGGAGGUAAUUCUGUUGUGGAGAAUGCACGAGUAGAAGCGGACGAUCGUGGCAGUGACGGGGCAAGAGAAGGUGUGGCAGUGGAAGGUGGGGAGGGCACGGCUGCUCGGACGGAAGGGUCGGGGUGGUUACACGGUGGAGGCAACGGGGCUAAGCAGAGCGGCGGGGCAGCGGGGCGAGGCGAAGUGGGAGUGCGGGCAAAUGCUGGGCUUGGCGAGAAUAGGGGUAGCAGAUCGGUGGCGGACGGCGGCGGUUUGUUGAUGGACAGCAAUGGCAGCGGGGGUGGUGAGGCAGUAGAUAGAGAGGAAGGAGAGCUAUCGCCUUGUUCGGAGCAGGAAGAGCGAAAGAAGCCAAAGUACAGUCCACGGCGGGGAGGGGAAGAGAACGGUGCUGUGAAGUUAUUCGGUGGUGAGGAGGAUGCAGAGGGCGUGGGUCUGAGGGAGAUGGAGCAUGAGCAAGAUGCAGAUGACGAAGGGGAAGAAAGCGCCCAGAAGUCGAGCUCGGGCAGUGACACUCCGUCGGAAGUUGGGGAGGAGGUUUCGGCUAGUGAGCAGUCUGGGGAUGAACACUCGGAGCAUGAGGAGGAGGAAGAGGAGGAGGAACAGGAAGGGAAGGCUGAGAGCGAAGGGGAGGCGGAGGGUAUGACAGAUGUGGACGAUGGAGACGGGGAUGGGAACUCGUCACUGGCAGAUUCGGAACACUCGUACGUACACUGCAAGCCGUUGGCAGCGUACCCUGGGUUCGGUGCAGGCUUGGCGGGGGUGUCGCAAUUGAAGAAAGACGGAAGGAUAUUUUACGGGAAUGACACGUUUUACGUCCUGUUCAGGCUUUACCAAACCCUGUACGAGCGGCUGCUGUCGGCAAAGGUAAAUGCAGAGCUGGCAUCCAAGAAGAAGAGCGGCGAUGGUGGCGACCCUCCGAACUUGUAUUCCCGUUUCAUGCAGGUGCUGUACGGGUUGCUGGACGGUUCAGUGGACAAUUCGAAGUUUGAGGAUGAGUGCAGGGCAAUCAUUGGCACGCAAUCGUACAUACUGUUUACGCUGGACAAGCUGAUCUUCAAGCUGGUGAAACAACUGCAAGCUGCAGCGACGGACGACGUAAUGCAUAAGCUUCUGGCUCUGAAUGCGUAUGAGAACGGGCGGGAAGCUGUGGAUGCGGUGUACUACGCAGAUGCUUGCGUGGUGCUGCACGACGAGAGCAUAUACCGUUUUGAGCAAAGGUCGAACCCGAGCGAGUUGCUGAUACAGCUGAUGGAGCAUUUGGAGGUGCCCGGGAACAGUUUGGAAAGCUCAUUCCAAAAGUACUUGGAUCGGUUUUUGACGUCUGUACCAUCAAGCAAGCGCGGGCAGGUAUUCUGUGCACGGAAUUUGAAGCGGAUGCGCGUUGAAGAGGAUGCGGAUUACGGGGAAGAUGUGAACAUACUGAACGGACUGGAGAUAAAGAUGUCAUGUCGGACGUCAAAAGUGUCGUACGUGCUGGACACGGAAGACGUAUUUUGGAGGUCUGUGCCCGGGGGCAAGAGACGGAAGGCGACGGUGGAGUCGAAGAGGAGGGGUCAAUUUCACAAGUGGAUGCAAGAAACGGAGGUGCAUAAAUGAUCACGAUCCGAGCUUGGUGCACAGUGUGAACUUAGUGCGUAGUGCUUACGAUUUAGUUUAUUUGGGGAUCAUUGUUUCUCAUUCUAGGCACGUUGUUGGACCUCUUCUUCAAGCUGUCAUUUGAUCAGUUGCAGUUUGAUUCAUCAUCUUCUGCAGCAGAGUUUUGCGGGAGUCGGUUCAAGUGUCUUGCUCUACUGUAAAUUAUUUUUCUUUUCUUUCCACAAUUUCUUUUUCUUUGUUCUCUAGA
Molecule: messenger RNA, 5116 nt
Organism: Physcomitrium patens
Lineage: Eukaryota; Viridiplantae; Streptophyta; Bryopsida; Funariales; Funariaceae
Product: paired amphipathic helix protein Sin3-like 4
Biological process (GO): negative regulation of transcription by RNA polymerase II
Cellular component (GO): chromatin; histone deacetylase complex
Molecular function (GO): transcription corepressor activity
Source: RefSeq, a predicted model, not a curated record